CUAACAAUCAUGAUCACUGUAACCCCAAUACCUCAAAAUUCUUCCUUCAAACCUGCAAAUGCAAUUCUGUUUAGUCAAAAGUUUCAAUAUAUGGGCCCCUUUUUCAAUUUCCUUUUUCUUCAAUUCCCAUCUCCAAAAUUUCUAUUCAACCAUCAAAAUUAAACCAUAUAUUCAUACACCCAAAAUUUGUUAUCAUCCCACUUAAGACAAAUUUUCACAUAAUUUCAUCAAACUGUAUAAUAAUAUAUAUAUUUCUAUGGUUAUCAAACUCCAGCACUUCAAACACACUUGUUCAAAUUUAUAUAUUUUUCUCAACAUUCGCAACAAACAAGACGAAAGAAAAGAAUGGCUUCAAGGCAGCCAUUCCCACCAAAUCCAAGGCCUAAAACCAGCAUAAUUCUUCUUGCAAUCACAAUCUCUGCUUCCCUUAUAAUUCUGUCUGCAAUUCUGUAUUUUGUUUACUAUUUAUGGUACACUUUAGUUCACAGGUCAAGAACCAGCCCAUUUGAUGGAGCUUCGCCAUUGAAGCAGCUCCAAAGAUUCAGCUACAAAGAGCUCAAGAAUGCCACCAACAGCUUCAGCAGCUCCAACUGCAUAGGAAAAGGGGGUUCUUGCACUGUUUUCAGAGGAAUCUUGAGAGAUGGGAAAUUGGUAGCUGUGAAGCUUCUUGAUUCAGCCUCGUUUCAGUGUGAACACGAGUUUCAGAAUGAGUUAAAGAUUCUUGGUGGGCUAAAGUCCUGCCCUUUUGUUGUUUCUCUCUUGGGUUUUUGUGUGGAUGGAGAGAAGAGGCUGGUGGUGUAUGAAUACAUGCCUAACAGAAGUUUGCAAGAAUCAUUAUUUUCUGAACCAGACAACAUUAACUGUGGCGAUACGAGGUUGAGUUGGGGUAGGAGGUUUGGUAUAAUUCUUGAUGUUGCAAAGGCUUUAGCUUUCUUGCAUAAUGAAUGUGAGCCUGCUGUUAUUCAUGGUGAUGUGAAGCCAAGCAAUGUGUUGCUUGACACUGAGUUUAGAGCUAAGCUGUCCGAUUUCGGGUUGUCUAGGUUGAAGGUUGAGGAUGAGGGUGCGAUUGGUGUUGAUUUGUUCAGUCAGGAUCUGUGGAAGAGCCAAGAACUUUCUGGAAACUUGAAUGCUGGUGUGGGAGGAGGUGGAGAGAAUGAGAGUAGUCCUAAUGUAGGAACUCCUGUGGAGAGCCAUGAGAAUGAUGAGGUGGAUUUUGCAUUGGCUUUGCAAGCAUCUGCCUCUUCCAAGAGUAGUUGUAGGGUUUACCACAAUGUGAUGGGAUUAGCUUUGAAUUUCAACUUUAGCCCUGAUUGUGGGAGUGAGAAUAAGGGGGGUGGGGAUUUGAACUCGAAGGGGAAGGAGCUCUCAGCAAAUGAAAAUGGUGGGGUGGAGUGGAACAAAUUUGUGCCUUAUGAUGAUGAGUUGAGUAGUGUGGAUCAUAGUAAGGAGUUGAACUCGAAUGCUGCCAUCGCUGGUGAAGAUAACGGCAGCCGAGAAAGUGUGGGUGCUAAGCAAUGGGGGAAGGAUUGGUGGUGGAAGCAGGAUGGGAGUGGUGAGUUUUCUAGUAAGGACUAUGUUAUGGAGUGGAUUGGCAGCCAGAUCUGCCAUGAGAAUUCGACUGAUUGGGACGAGGAGAAGGGGGCAGUCGAACAGAAACCUAGCUUGGAUCGUGCUAGCCACUUGGAUAAGUGCGAGGAAGUGAAUGAGAAUCCUGUUCAAGAACCUGCAUUCGAAUGUGGCGUUGAGAAGGAGGAUUCCAAGAGGUGGAGGGCUCGCGGUAGGAAGCAUAGGAAGAUGCAUGAAUGGUGGAAAGAGGAGCAAAUGGAUGAGAUUAAGAAGGCGAAUAGGCUUCGAGUGUGGAGAAGGGGAAGGUUCAAAGUGGUACAUUUGAGAUUAGGGAAAUGCUUCAUGUUCAAAAAUAGGAGAAACUUGAGGAAUGGAGAUGACCAUCAUCACAAUGCAGAUGAUCAGAACAUGGAGUUUAGCUUCAGAAAAGGGUGGAGACCGCGUUCCAUGGGGAGUGAGGAUCUUUUCAGCCGGGAGUUGAGCAGCACGACGAGCAUGAGGGGCACGUUGUGCUAUGUGGCGCCAGAGUACAACGGCUAUGGCUAUCUGAUGGAGAAGGCUGACAUCUACAGCUUGGGAGUGUUGAUCCUUGUGAUAGUCUCCGGGAGGAGGCCGUUGCACGUGCUGUCCUCGCCUAUGAAGCUCGAGAAGGCCAACCUCAUCAGCUGGUGCAGGAGCUUGGCUCACUCUGGGAACACACUAGAGCUUGUUGAUCAAAGGCUCAGAGAUGAGUACAGCAAGGAACAGGCCACUUUGUGCAUAAGUUUAGCCCUUGCUUGCCUGCAGAAAAUGCCCGAGCUGAGGCCCGAUAUUGCCGACAUUGUCAAGAUUUUGAAAGGCGAAAUGGAACUCCCUUCGUUGCCAUUCGAGUUCUCGCCUUCCCCGCCUCCCAAGCUCCACAGCCGGUCAAGACGAAGACUCAGGAGCAGCGCGGAUUAGCUUUCUCGUUUUGUAGGAUCGGAUCAGGAAAAGAAUGGUUCAAUAUUGUGAUCAAAUGUUGUAUAUAAUCAUGGAUUGAUGUGAUCAAGUUUGGAGCUUUGUUAUGUACAUUUUAGGGGAUUAAUCAGAUUCUUUCUUACUCAA
Salvia miltiorrhiza (redroot sage) is the source of this 2649-nucleotide messenger RNA. RefSeq names its product putative receptor-like protein kinase At1g80870. Gene Ontology annotation, biological process: protein phosphorylation. The record is from RefSeq and is a predicted model, not a curated record. Gene Ontology annotation, molecular function: protein kinase activity; ATP binding. Bases 346 to 2505 code for a protein of 719 amino acids. The transcript has a single exon. Lineage: Eukaryota; Viridiplantae; Streptophyta; Magnoliopsida; Lamiales; Lamiaceae.